This is a messenger RNA of Ostertagia ostertagi, 351 nucleotides long. The record is from the annotation of a GenBank genome assembly. Lineage: Eukaryota; Metazoa; Nematoda; Chromadorea; Rhabditida; Trichostrongylidae.
AUGGCUGACGCUGUGCUUGUGGGAAAUCUGCAAAAUCAACUGGAUCGUUUGAUGAAUCAGCUGUCUGAUCUGGAGGAAGAGAGGCCCAAUAUGGAUGCCAAAGAAUACGAAGAACUGAAGUCGGAAACAAUGGAACAACUUCAAGAUCUAAGUCGAACACUGGAGAAAAUGACUGGAGGAACCAUCACAGUAAUAGAUAAUCUCACAGCUACUCGAAUGGCUGUCAGAGCUGCAAUUAGCCAAGCAUUUCGAACGCCUGAAAUAGUGGCGUUGUUCGCGAGAAAGCAACCGGCUGCAUUGCGGCAGAAGCUUAUAGUGAUGGACAAUCGACGUCGGCCAUUGCAAAAAUAA